This is a messenger RNA of Esox lucius (northern pike), 2937 nucleotides long. RefSeq names its product coagulation factor VII-like. Gene Ontology annotation, molecular function: serine-type endopeptidase activity; calcium ion binding. The transcript is spliced from 8 exons. The record is from RefSeq and is a predicted model, not a curated record. The coding region runs from base 377 to 2797 and encodes 806 amino acids. Gene Ontology annotation, biological process: proteolysis. Gene Ontology annotation, cellular component: extracellular region. NCBI's taxonomy places the organism in Eukaryota, Metazoa, Chordata, Actinopteri, Esociformes, Esocidae.
CUGAGAGGGAAAAGCUCCCCUUUAACAACACUAAGAGACUUCCUCUGAGUUUAACGCAGGAUAAUUAUAAUGUAAUACAAGAUAUGACACCAGUGUUAGGACACAGGCAGGAAACAUCAAUGUCCAUAACCUUUAGACAAACCAAUGGUGACCAAAUGCAUUGUACAUUCUUUGACCCAAGCUUGUGUUUGAUGAAAAUACAUUGAGCUGCUGCGAAAAAAUAAAGUCCUACCUACUGACUACUGGUUAUUCUGAAUGAUAAGACCUUAAAAAGACUCAGCAUAGUGUACAGGUAGCCAUACGUUCAGUGAUGUUCAGUGAUGUUCAGUGUUAAGGGGAGAGGGCGAGGUGGAGAGGAGGAUCCUGUGUAGGGGCAAUGACAGGGGUGGACGUCAGUGGAAGGAUAGUUCCCAAAUCAGGAUUUCGCCCGGACUUUGGACCUGUUGGGACUGAGGGGAACGGAGACGCAGCCUGGUUAGAUCCUGCUGGAGCGUUCAUCAUGUGGCUUCGUGUUCUCUUUCUUUCACUAAGUGUCUGUUGUGGUCAUAUCGCCUCAGUGUUCUUGGGGCGGGACCAGGCUCACGCCCUCCUGAUCAGACCCAGACGGGCCAACUCUGGCUGGUUUGAGGAGCUGAAAAAGGGAGACCUGGAACGAGAGUGCAUUGAGGAAAAGUGUUCCAAAGAGGAGGCGAGGGAGGUGUAUGAGCAUGAAAAAGCCACGGAGGACUUCUGGCAAAACUACAAUGUUGUAGACGGCUGCCUGUCCGCUCCCUGCCAGAACAGAGGAUACUGCUCCAGCGUAUCAGGAAAGACCCCCUCUUACACCUGCCUUUGCCGGCCGGGUUUCAGUGGAAGGAACUGUGAGCUAGUAUUCAAAGCCAUUCCUGAAUCUUGCUUGCAUGAGAACGGGGGCUGUGAGCACUUCUGCGAGGAAGUGGUGGGCAGACGCAACUGCUCGUGUGCUGAUGGCUACUUCCUGGGAGCUGAUGGACAGCGUUGCCUGACACAAGAAAGAUUUCCCUGCGGAAAGGUUCCUGUUCUUAACGGCAGCACCUCAGAGAAGGCAACCGGCCCACUGAGCCCCAAGUCACGCAUCGUGGGCGGAAACGAGUGCCCCAAAGGGCACUGCCCCUGGCAGGUGUUGUUAGUGAGUAAUAAGAAGGGCUUCUGUGGAGGAGUCAUCUACAAACCCACCUGGAUCCUCACAGCAUCUCACUGCUUGGUGAAUAUCAAGGCCCAACAGUUUCAGGUGGUGGCAGGGGAACAUGACACAGAAAUAGAAGAGGGUACCGAACAGACGAUAGACAUUGCAGAGGUCAUCAUGCACAAGAGCUACGUGCACGCAACGGCAGACAACGACAUCGCCCUCUUACGUCUGAAGAAGCCCAUCAUUUUCACACCUUUCGCUGUGCCUAUCUGCCUGCCCACGCAACUCAUGGCAGUGCGUGAUCUCUGGGCGGUCCACCUCCACACGGUGAGUGGCUGGGGCCGGCGCAGCGAAAACGGGCCCACCUCACGUCUCCUUCGGCGGUUGGAUGUGCCACGUAUCCGCAGCCAGGAGUGCGUGGAGAAGAGCGGCGUCAUGCUAACGACUAACAUGUUCUGCGCCGGCUAUAUCGAGGGCAAGCAGGACUCUUGUAAAGGGGAUAGCGGCGGACCACUAGUGACUCUCUACAGAGACACCACAUUUCUGUUGGGCAUCGUCAGCUGGGGGAAGGGCUGCGCCCAGCCUGGGAAUUAUGGGAUAUACACCCGCGUCUCCAACUACCUGGAUUGGAUUCAUAACUACACGUCAAAGCAGCCGACAAUGCAGAGCCAGAAUGCAGCGGCUGUUUUAGAUAGCCCCACAGUCAUCCCGAAAAAUACCAGGGCCACUCUGAAACACACCAUGGCCGAUCUUAAAGCUAUCACAGACACCCCGAAAAACACCACGGCCAAUCUUAAAGCUAUCACAGACACCCCGAAAAACACCACGGCCAAUCUUAAAGCUAUCACAGACACCCCGAAAAACACCACGGCCAAUCUUAAAGCUAUCACAGACACCCCGAAAAACAUAACGGCCAAUCUUAAAGGUAUCACAGACACCCCGAAAAACACCACGGCCAAUCUUACAGCUAUCACAGACACCCCGAAAAACACCACGGCCAAUCUUAAAGCUAUCACAGACACCCCGAAAAACACCACGGCCAAUCUUAAAGCUAUCACAGACACCCCGAAAAACAUACCGGCCAAUCUUAAAGCUAUCACAGACACCCCGAAAAACACCACGGCCAAUCUUAAAGCUAUCACAGACACCCCGAAAAACACCACGGCCAAUCUUAAAGCUAUCACAGACACCCUGAAAAACACCACGGCCAAUCUUGAAGCUAUCACAGACACCCCGAAAAACAUAACGGCCAAUCUUAAAGCUAUCACAGACACCCCGAAAAACACCACGGCCAAUCUUGAAGCUAUCACAGACACCCCGAAAAACACCACGGCCAAUCUUAAAGCUAUCACAGACACCCUGAAAAACACCACGGCCAAUCUUGAAGACAACACGGCGACCCCAAAAAACACCAGGGCCAAUUUUGAAGACAACACGGCGACCCCAAAAAAGACCACAGCCAAUCUUGAAGCUAUCACAGACACCCCAGAAAACACCAAAGCCAAUCUUGAAGCUAUCACGGACACCCCAGAAAACACCACGGCCACAGUUAAGAACACCAUAGCCAACCUGAGAAACAUCACAGAUAAUCACCAUGUAGUGUUGAAUCUCACAGGAGAGGAGUCCAGUACCACAUUGGAUCCAAAUUGAUAUCAUGUCAUCUCUGAGCCAUUUUGAUUGCUCUGAUCAUUCUAUUUAUAUUUAUCCGGUUUUCAUUGCUUCAACUUCACUUCCUAAUGUUUUCUGUUAGAUUUUAUUCUGAUUAAAAUAAAAAUUUUGGUUACACUUCA